This is a messenger RNA of Daphnia carinata, 2222 nucleotides long. RefSeq names its product longitudinals lacking protein, isoforms A/B/D/L-like. Lineage: Eukaryota; Metazoa; Arthropoda; Branchiopoda; Diplostraca; Daphniidae. Gene Ontology annotation, cellular component: nucleus. The coding region runs from base 242 to 1534 and encodes 430 amino acids. Gene Ontology annotation, molecular function: protein binding. Gene Ontology annotation, biological process: regulation of transcription by RNA polymerase II. The record is from RefSeq and is a predicted model, not a curated record. The transcript has 6 exons.
UUGUGAUGUCAAACGGAGUGGAUUCGUUUCCUCGCAGUAGCAUCUGCUAAAGGAAGAUCAGAAAGAAAAGCAAAAAGAACAACAACAAGAAAUAAGUGACUAACCUAAAAUAUUAAGACGAUUUAAUAUUAUACUAGGCUAGUAGACGAGGAAUUGCAAACUAUUUGUUAGGCAAAAUUCGAUACGGGUAAACUCCUGUGAAAUUCACUGGCCGCAACGCUUUAAUCGUCUGAAAUUAAUAAUGGACACUGAUGACGAAUUCUGCUUGAAAUGGAACAAUCAUCAUAGUACUUUCUUGUCUGUACUUCAUAGUCUGUUGAAGAAAGAAAUUUUGGUUGAUGUAACUUUGGCUGCUGAAGGCCAUUUCAUUGAAGCACAUAAACUAGUUCUUAGUACUUGUUCUGAGUACUUUCAGGAUGCCUUACAACUUCAUGAUAACAAGCAUGCCUACAUAUUCUUGAACAACGUUGUGUUUGAUGAUCUUAAAGCAUUGGUCGAUUACAUGUAUAGAGGUGAAGUAAAUGUGUCUCAGGAACAGCUUCCUCGAUUUCUUGCUACUGCCGAAGCUCUAAAAAUAAAAGGAUUAUCAGAUAAGACUGAGUCCCUUGUAGAGAAUCUGGAGCAACAUUCACCUGUUCAGGCAAAAACAAAAAGGAUUCAUGGGAAAAGUGGUAAAAUUGCCAGUCGCCAAAUGGCUGCGUCCUCAUCUGUUUCCAGGCAAACACAUUUGUCGUCGCACCAAAAAUCUAGUCAUUCGAUUACAUCACAACCACAAUCCGGUCGAUCUCCAAGAAAUUUACGAGCUUCGUCUGAUUUAAUUUCCGAGGCUGAAGUGACUCCGGAGGUGAACUUCGUCUCCGUCAAUGCCCAUGGUGAAGAAAUUGAUCUUGAACAGAACGAAGAAGAUGGACUGGGAACUCUGGGCAAAGUUUGGUCGAUGAAUCAGGGAAAUAAUGAAGAUAACUGGGAAAAUAAUACGGGUACCUUAGAUGAUGGUACACACGAAGAAAGAAAACGGUAUACCACACCGUCAGAAUCCGACAACUGCGAAUAUAGCCAGUAUGCUGAGCCUUUGGACGUAAAUUCUUCUCUCACUGGAGAUUUACCGCUUGUGCCCUCAUCAUCAGCUCAUGGCAAUUGGGCCUCGUCUUCGGCCGUUAGGACAAACUACUCCCGUGGCAUCAGAGGGAAAUCAAGCAAAAAUAACAGCGCUGCUGUAGAAGACAGUUGGCCAAUAUCCGUAGCGAAAAACAAACAGUUGGGCAAAUCCAGGCGUUUCGCGCCAACCGCUUUCCCUACAAGCAAUGCCAGCGGUACAGACGAAUGUAUAACAUGUCCGAACUGCGGGCGUGGCUACUCGCAAAAAGGCUCGCUCAACAGGCAUAUCAAGUUUGAAUGUGGAAUAAUCCCCAAGUUUCCUUGUCAACUUUGCCCGAUGCGCUUCCGUCGUGCUUACAAACUUACCGAGCAUCACAAUCGCGUCCACGUCAAUGAAGCUGCGAAAUCGAAAGCGUCGGAGAAUUCGACCGUUUAACACCGUGACUUACAUAAGGUUGGCAUUAACAAAAUUUAAAUCUCUAUCAUUUAACAAUAAGAUUAAUUUAUUUUGGGGUGCAUUGAAGACUGUGUGAAGUGAUUGACCCUACCAAUGUUAAGUUAAUCCCGGUAAUUUCUUUUUUAACACUUUUAUCAUUCAUAAACUAUCGUAUUUGUUUUACUAUGACUAUAUCCCUCCCCAUUCGCUCUUCUCGUAAUUCCUUGUCGUUCACUUUCCCGACGAAAUUUAAGCAAACAACGUUGUUGGGCUUUGUUUGAAUUCAAAGGAGUGGUUUGCUAUCGGCUCAUUCGCCAGAUUUAAUCUAACAUGCCCCCGACGUAUUGUACGGAACGAUAAGCAACUCGUCCGGAAUAAAGCUUAUUGUGUAAGUAAGUUUGACUGUUUGAUUUACGUGAAACGAACAUGAGGGAAACGAGAUGUUGAGCAACGUAUUACCUUAGACUAGAAGAAUGAACGUUUGCAUGUGUACCAUGUAACCCUCCCGUUUCAUUGAAGGCAGGAUAUGAACUUUAUUUACCUCAAUUUGCAUACGAUAUAUUUGUGUGUACCUUAACGUGCUCUUGUACUCCCGAUUCAUAGCAAAAGAAUUCAAUGGCCCUCUGGUGAAUGCGAAAAGGAAUAUCGAUAUGUUUUUCUUGUUUGGCGUCGGUCUUCUAAUUAGAUG